Messenger RNA from Nematostella vectensis (starlet sea anemone), 5135 nucleotides. Its product is annotated as intraflagellar transport protein 122 homolog. The coding region runs from base 132 to 3809 and encodes 1225 amino acids. Gene Ontology annotation, molecular function: protein binding. Gene Ontology annotation, cellular component: non-motile cilium; intraciliary transport particle A. NCBI's taxonomy places the organism in Eukaryota, Metazoa, Cnidaria, Anthozoa, Actiniaria, Edwardsiidae. The transcript has 47 exons. Gene Ontology annotation, biological process: intraciliary retrograde transport; non-motile cilium assembly; protein localization to cilium. The record is from RefSeq and is a predicted model, not a curated record.
AUUCAAAUCAUGUCGGUCUAAGUAUAGAUUUGCGGCAAGGUAUUUUGUAUGGCAUCCAAGCUUUUGGAUUAACACUGAACAAAUUGCGCCUGGAAUAGCUUGACGAUUGUGAAGUUAAAUCUCGAGUUAAAAUGGCUCUUGCUCGAGUCAACAAAAUAUGGUUUGACCGCCUUGAAGAUCGUAACAGCGAGCCCCAGCGGAUCUACGAUUUGUCGUUCAGCCCGGACGGGACUCGUUUACUUGCGGCGGCAGGGAAUGUUAUACUGGUUUAUGAUACGUACGAUGGGAGCAUCAUUGACAUGCUUAAGGGACACCGGGAUACCGUUUACUGUAUAUCCCACGAUAAUACCGGAAAGAGGUUUGCAUCUGGUGGAGCUGAUAAAAGUGUUGUUAUAUGGACCUCAAAGCUAGAAGGCAUUUUGAAAUACACGCAUAAUGACUCUAUCCAGUGCUUGGCUUACAACCCGGUAACACAGCAGCUUGCAAGCUGUACAGCCAAUGACUUUGGUUUGUGGUCUCCUGAGCAGAAAUCUGUGUCUAAACACAAAGUUUCUUCUAGAGUAACUUGUUGCAGCUGGACUAAUGAUGGACAGUAUCUUGCCUUGGGGCUGUUUAGUGGUUAUGUCAGCAUUAGAAACAAGGCGGGUGAGGAAAAGGUGAAGUUAGAGAGGCCAGGGGGUUCACCAGUCUGGACCAUCCAAUGGAACCCAUCCAAGGAUGAGCCCUAUGAUAUUCUAGCUAUUGGGGAUUGGAAUCAGAGACUCUCAUUUUAUCAACUUAGUGGCAAACAGGUUGGCAAAGACCGUCACCUGGGCUAUGACCCUUGCAGUCUUGGGUACUUCUCAAAAGGAGAAUACCUUAUCCUUGGCGGCUCUGAUAGACAGUGCUCUUUGCACACCAAAGAGGGUGUGAAGCUCACUACUAUAGGUGAACAGCAGAGCUGGGUGUGGUGCUGCAAAGUACGACCUGACGCAAACUUUGUGGCUCUUGGAUGUCAAGAUGGCACUAUUGCUUACUAUCAGCUUAUUUUCAGCACAGUGCAUGGAUUGUACAAGGACAGAUACGCGUUCCGUGAUAAUAUGACUGAUGUCAUCAUCCAGCAUCUUUCAACUGAACAGAAAGUGAGAAUCAAGUGCAGGGACCUCGUAAAAAAGAUUGCAAUCUACAGACACAGAUUAGCUGUUCAGCUUCCUGACAAAGUGAUUAUCUAUGAGCUCAACACUGAUGACACAUCAGAUAUGCAUUACAGGGUCAAGGAAAAGAUAGAUAAGAAGCUGGAAUGUAACCUUUUAGUGGUGUGCUCAAACCAUAUCAUUCUCUGCCAGGAAAAAAGACUUCAGUGCCUAUCCUUCGCAGGCAACAAAGAAAGGGAGUGGGUCAUGGAAUCAGUCAUCCGUUACAUCAAGGUCAUAGGGGGUCCUUCUGGUAAAGAAGGUCUUCUUGUUGGACUCAAGAAUGGCCAGAUCAUGAAGAUUUUCGUCAACAACCCCUUUCCUGUGAGCCUUCUCAAGCAAGAGACAAGCGUCAGGUGCCUUGACCUCUGUGCAAGACGUACAAAGCUUGCUGUUGUAGAUGAGAACAGUACAUGUCUGGUGUAUGAUCUCAACACUAAGGAGCUCCUCUUCCAGGAACCUAAUGCAAACAGUGUUGCAUGGAACACUCAUAAUGCUGACAUGCUGUGUUUCUCAGGCGGUGGAAUGCUGAAUAUCAAAGCCAGUAACUUUCCUGUUCAUCAGCAGAAGCUUCAGGGAUUCGUAGUUGGCUUCAGUGGUUCCAAGAUCUUCUGCCUUCAUGUGUACACGAUGUCUGCAGUGGAAGUUCCCCAGUCUGCCCCUAUGUACCAGUAUUUGGAAAAGAAGAUGUACAGGGAUGCGUAUAAUGUAGCCUGCCUUGGUGUCACGGAAGGAGAUUGGAGGGCCCUUGCCCUUGAUGCUCUUGAGGGGUUGGACUUCGAAACAGCGAAAAAGGCAUUCAUCAGGGUUCGAGACCUGAGAUACCUGGAGUUAAUCCACAACAUUGAGGAGCGGAAGAAGCGAGGCGAGACGGAUGACCAAGCAUUUCUCGCUGAUGUCUACGCCUAUCAGGGUAAAUUCCAUGAUGCUGCGAAGCUCUACAAGAAAACUAGCAACGAGGAGAAGGCUAUGGAGAUGUUCUCAGAUCUUCGGCAAUUUGAGUACGCAAAGGAAUUCCUUGGAGCAAGUGAUCCCAAGAAUGUCAAACAACUGAUCAAGAAGCAGGCACAGUGGUGUGAAACUACUAACGACCCAAAGGCCGCAGCCCUAAACAACUGUAUCCGCAAGCAUAACCCAUUGAAGCUUUGCACCCGUCUGCUAUUGUUGAUGAUCCUUAUGUGUGUCUAUUACAGAGACAUGUUCCUAACAGCAGGAGAAAACAUGAAGGCGAUAGAAAUUAUCGGUGAAAAUGGAUGGAUCGAUAAACUACUGGAUGUUGGACGCAACCUGAACAAGGCUGACACUGAGUGCAUCGGCAGAUGCGCACAUUUCUUCAAACAGCUGGACCAGCAUGCGUAUGCUGCGGAGAUGUACGUGAAGAUGGGAGACACCAAGGCUCUGGUUCAGCUUCACGUGGACACCAGACACUGGGACGAGGCAUUUGAGCUUGUGGAGAAGCAUCCCGAGUUCAAAGAUAACGUUUAUGUCCCGUAUGCGAACUGGCUGGCUGAAAACGACAGAUUCGACGAGGCCCAGGAGGCAUUCCACAAAGCUGGUCGCAGGGAUGACGCAGUUCACGUGUUGGAGGUCUUGUGCCGUAACGCAGUCAUUGAACACAGGUUUCAUGAUGCCGGAUACUACUACUGGAAGCUGUCAAUGCAGUGUUUGGAUCUCGCCAAAGGGUCGCCAGAGACUACCAAUGGCGAGCCAGACAUUGGCAUGCUGGAAAAGUUCCACGAGUAUCAAGAGAAGGCAGAAAUUUACUACUUGUAUCACUCAGUGCACAGAUAUACGGACGAGCCGUUCACGUCACAUCUGCCCGAGACAUUGUUCAACAUCGCUCGGUACCUUCUCCAUAUGCUCAUCAGAGACACGCCCAUCGGCGUCUCAAGGGUUGCAACUCUCUUCGCCUUGGCCAAGCAGAGCAAAAACUUGGGUGCCUUCAAAAUGGCGCGAACAGCAUUCGACAAACUCCAGGCGCUCAAGAUACCCACCAGGUUCCAAGAAGCAAUUGACCUUGGAAGCGUCACCAUACGCUCCAAGCCUUUCCACGACAACGAGGAGUUGUUACCAAUGUGCUAUCGCUGCUCAACCACGAACCCACUACUCAACAACAAGGGCAACCAAUGCAUCAACUGCAGACAACCUUUUGUCUACUCAUUUUCGUCAUUCGAGGUUCUACCGCUAGUCGAGUUUGUUCUCGAAGAUGACAUAAGUGACGAAGAGGCUAUCAAACUGAUCGAGGCUGAACCCACAAACCAACGCCGAAAGGACCUGUCGAAAUGGCAGACUACGGACAUGGGCAACGUCCAGACUCUCUCGUUAUCGGAUCCGCCCCCAUCAAAUGAUGACGAUGACCCCUUCACGGCAAAACUCAUGAGCUUUGAGCAAGGCGGGUCUGAGUUCGUCCCAGUGCGCGUCGGUCGCGCUACUCUCCACUCCAUGAAUAGGAACGAAGUAAUCAUCAAGAGAUGGCCGGUUCCUCUCAAGCACCAGUACUACCGGUCUCUCAUGCCUGACGUGUCAAUCACACUCUGCGACUCCUGUAAUAGGGUAUUCCACACUGACGACUACGAGUUGAUGGUUCUACAAAAGAACUCCUGUCCGUUUUGCAGAAAGCCAGCCAACCACCUAUAAACUCGUGUCUACGUCACAAUAACGCCGAUACGCCACGUUAACACCAUCCACCACACAUCCAGCUUUUUUUUAUCAUCGCAUCAUGCAAACAUCUCCCAGCACUGUGGGAAAAGCAUCCCUUCACUGAUCACAAAACGGAAAUGAUGGCAAUGCCUUGGCGCCAAGCGCGUAGCUAGAGGCUGGACUUGGGGGCGCAAACACCCUCCUAGACAAAAAUAAAACCGGUACUUACCUAUUGAAGAAUAGCCAGAACGCGGUCUUUUUCCCAUUGAAGAAUGGCCAAAAGGCGGUCUUUUUCCAUUAAAGAAUAGCCAAAAAGCGUUUUUUUUUUUCUAUUGGCCGUUUUCAGGUGAUGGAAUUGAGCGCGAAAGCAAGGCCUUUUACGGUUACAGCUGUCGUGCAUUUUUUAUUUAUUUAUUUAUUUGCAAAGUUUUUGUUUGUUUUACAAGAAAGCCUGAAGCAAAACACCUGGUUAAAAGGGCUUAAAAUGUGGUAGUUUAGUAAGAUAAACAAGCCGCAAAAUUUGCAAGAAGGUAUUAAAGCAAACUAAGACAUGUCAAAACCCUGCUUUUGCGCUCAAAUUCAAUUAUUUGGAAAAUAGUCGAUUAAAGAAAUAGCGAAAAAGGGGUAUUUUCCAGUUUAGUAAUCGCCCAUAGCAGCAUUUUCCUAUCCUAGCUAAAUGCGUUAUUCCUUGCGCGUUUACACAUACUUAAUUCUGUCAUCCAUAGAGCUCUCGAGACCAGUACACACGUGCUUAUAGCUAGUUAUAUCCGCACGUUUUCUCACCCAUACAUUUCAUGCUUGAGUACUCAUGUCACCAGAUACUCUUGCAAAACCCCUAUCCACUAAAAUGCUGACCUUAUCGUUUUAAUAGAAAUUCCAUACCGCCUUAACUCACCCCUUGUGACGCUCUUUUAUAUACCUUUAGGGGUUUUAUUUGAGCAUUCAGACCAUUCAGGGUGUCACACGGUCAAGACUUGUAAGACAAGUGCCUGUCAUCUACAAAACCCUCUUGUGAUAUUAUCUUGAAUUUAUUAAGCAUGCAGUUCGUAUAACAUGGGAUUAAAAUACCCAUCAAGAUAGACCUUGGACCCAAUCACGGGCUCAUCUUUGAUCUGCGAAGUCCACUCAAAGCUCUGUUUUACAAGCCUGUGCGUGCGCCGGUCCUUUAUCUAAAGUAAUUGCUUUUGCUUGCAGUAGCGCUAAGCAUGAUAGAUCUAAAUGUAAAUAAUUUAGUGUAAAUAUGAAUUUGAGAGGUACCCUGUGUAAAACUGGUUGUAUGUUAUUGUAAAGAAUACACUUCAAAAAUGUGACUUUUUUAUCCCA